UGGAGAAGUGACAAUGUCUGGUCUGAGCAGGGCAGACCCCCCCAGCGUGACCCCUCAUUCUCCUGCUUCUCCUUUCCUCCCCAGCUCUACCUUCGGUGGCCUCUGCUCUGCCCCAGGAGAACAGCCUGGAGGAAAAGGGAAUGGCUCCUGUCCUGACAGCCAGGCCGGGGGAGGUAUCAGUGACAUUCCAGGAUGUGGUUGUGGAAUUCUCUUUGGAGGAGUGGAAACAUUUGCACCCAUCUCAGAAAAAGUUAUACAGGGAUGUGAUGCUGGAGAACUAUAGGAACUUGGUGUCUUUGGGAUUUGCUGUUUCCAAACCACAUGUCAUCUACCAGUUGGAAAGAAAGGAAGCAACUUGGAUGCCAGAGGCAGAUAUUCCAAGAAGCAGCUGUCCAGGGAACAAAGGAUUUACUGGAGAGAAAUACUAUGAAUGUGGUGAAUGUGGGAAGGCCUUCAGGAAUAAGACACAACUUACUGUGCAUCAGAGUAUUCAUACUGGAAAGAUUCUUUAUGCAUGCAAAGAGUGUGGGAGGGCUUUCAUCUACAACUCAGAACUUCGUCUACAUCAGAGAAUUCACACUGGAGAGAAACCUUACGAAUGUAGUGAAUGUGGGAAGGCCUUCAGUAAGAAGUCAAGUCUUGCUGUGCAUCAGCGAAUUCAUACUGGAGACACACCUUAUGAAUGUAGUGAAUGCAGGAUGGCCUUCAAGAGUAAGGCACAUAUUAUUUUUCAUCAGAGAAUUCAUACUGGAGAGAAACCAUAUGAAUGUAACGAAUGCGAGUUGGCCUUCAGGAGUAAGACACAACUUACUCUGCAUCAGAUAAUUCAUACUGGAGAGAAACCUUAUGAAUGUAGUGAGUGUGGAAAGUCCUUUAGAAGUAAGGCAGAUAUUACUGUACAUCAGAGAAUUCAUACUGGAGAGAAACCUUAUGAGUGUAAUGUAUGUGGGAAGAAGUUCAGGAGGAAACCGCGUCUAAAUGUGCAUCUGAGAAUUCAUACUGGAGAGAAACCUUAUGAAUGUAGUGAAUGUGGGAAGGCCUUCAGGAGAAAGACGCAACUUACUGUGCACCAGGGAAUUCAUACCAGACAGAAACCUUACAAAUGUGAAUGUGGGAAGGCCUUUAGGAGUAAGACACAACUUACUGUGCAUCAGAGAAUUCAUACUGGAGAGAAACCUUAUGGAUGUGGUGAGUGUGGAAAGGUCUUCAGCAGGAAGCCAAAUCUUACUGUGCAUCAGAGAAUUCAUACUGGAGAGAAACCUUAUGAAUGCAGGGAAUGUGGGAAGGCCUUCUCGAGGAAGGAAAACCUCCAUAUGCAUCAGAGAAUUCAUACUGGAGAGAAACCUUAUGAAUGUAGUGCAUGUGGGAAGGCUUUUAUACGCAGUGCACAACUUUAUGUCCAUCAGAGAACUCAUACUUGAGAGAUUCCUAAUGAAUAUAAAGGGGAGGGGAAAGACCAUCGUAACUUAGAUUUUAUUGAACAUCAGAGAAUUCAUACUGGUGCAGGUCCUUACAGAUAUGGAAAGGCAUUCAGGAGGAGGCCACAACUUACUGUACAUCUGAACAUUUAUUCAGGAUAGAAAACUUACGAAUAUAGUGAAUUUGGAAAGGCCUUCAGGGGUAAGACUAUUUGCUGUGCAUUAAAAAUUCAUUCUGGGAAGAUUCUUUAUGAAUAUGAGGAGUGUGGGAAGGCCUUCUGCUACAACUCAGAACUUACUGGACAUCACAGAGUUCAUACUGAAGAGAAACUUUAUGAAUGUUGGGCAUGCCUUUCUCCUGAUUUUAGAACUUAGUUAUCAGACCAUUGAGAUUGGAGCGAGACCUUAUGUAUGUAAUGAAUGAGGACACAACUUACUCAGCAUCAACGAAUCUGUUCUGGAGAGAAACUUAAUGAGUAAGGUAAUACAUGUGGGAGGGCGUUUUGACUGAGGAUAAUCUUCCGAUGUCUGUCAGAGAAUUCAUACUCUGUAUAACCUUUAAGAAUGUAAGGUGUGUGCGAGGAUCCCAUAGCUGUGUCUAUGAUUCUGAGUCUGUAUAUGAAGUUCUAAAGUCCUUAUUUGGCCCUCAGGGAAGGAAAUAUCCCUCCCCUCUGCAGAGCCCUCUAAGGGGAGAAAGAUUAAUGUUAUCCUCCGUGAGCCUUCUGGUAUGGAGAGGAUUUCAUGGUUGAGCCAGAGGAUACUGAGUGAGUGGUGGUUAUUGGGAGAGCCUUGAUGUUAACUUUGAUCCCUGGGCAGAUGCACGCACUAGGCAUAUGGAUGACCUCUCGGCUAUCAGAUGAGCCUGAUAUAUGAUAAAUACUUAUUGACGGUGCUUGAGGAAUGUAUCAUAAUCUGAGCUGUGUUCCUCAUGUUGCUGGUGCUGCUUCUGCUCAUAUUCAUGCGGGUAGCUACUGAUCUAGGAACAUUUGGAAUCUCAUCAAUUUUUUAAUAGCCUGGUAAGGGUCUUUAGCAGAUAUCGAUGCUGUAUGAUUUCUGCCUCGUGUUCUGAAUAUCAAAGCGAAGGAAUUAGUGACGUGCCAGUCAACAGCAGUAGUAACUAAUAAUAGUCUUUUAAGGUAGCUAUGGGCCUUGGCAUCUACUCAGUGACAUAUGAAAAGAAGGGUGAGAUUUUGAUUGUGCUCAAAGGAUAUGAACAGGGAGUUUUCAGAAGAAGAAAUCAGAGCUAACAAUUGUCUUAGGAAAAAAU
Molecule: messenger RNA, 2685 nt
Organism: Vombatus ursinus (common wombat)
Lineage: Eukaryota; Metazoa; Chordata; Mammalia; Diprotodontia; Vombatidae
Product: zinc finger protein 565-like
Exons: 4
Coding region: 141-1421 (426 amino acids)
Biological process (GO): regulation of transcription by RNA polymerase II
Molecular function (GO): RNA polymerase II cis-regulatory region sequence-specific DNA binding; DNA-binding transcription factor activity
Source: RefSeq, a predicted model, not a curated record